CGUUCUCGGAGAUUCGCCCCGGGUUCGUGCGGCAGGUUCGGCUGUGCUGAGCGGCGGCACUGCGGACCGGAUCAAAGGAUCAGACGUAAAUAAACGGCAGGUGCCGGUGAUGCGCUGAAGCCCCGCCCCUCCUCCGCUGGCACCGUAGCUGUUAUUUAUGAAUGCCCGCCGCUCACGGGCGUGUGCGCGCGCAGUCCUCGUUAUUAUUAUUAUGUUUUAAUAACGGAGACCGGACACCGAUCCAGGCAGAUGUGCGGCUCAGUGCCGGAGCCUGCGAUGCCCGCUCCGCGCGGUUAGAUUCCCGCUUCGUUCCGCUGUGUUCGACGAUAAUACUGGGUCGAUACACCGAACACAGAGCCGUUCGCCGGCCCGCUGCAGCCACAGGAGCCGCCUCACCCCGUCAACCGACAAGGUGUGUUGCUGCAGCAACGGCUGACAGAUGAUGCUCUUGUGAGAGUGGGUGGGGCUACGUGGCCCUGAGGCCUUAAGGAGGAGUCUCAGCCCUAAGCUCCUCCCCUCUCUCGUCCCGAGACAGACCAAACGGACGGACACACAGACGGCUGUAACUCUCCCCUCCCUCCUCCUCCUUCCCCCCUCUCUCCCCUGUUCUCCCCUCCACCUGGCCCCUCCUCCUCCUCCCGGCCACCCUCCCCUGUCUCCCCCCUCGUCCCCUGCCACCAUGCUGUGGUCACGCUGCUGGUGGAGAGCCUGAGGAAGCAGACUCUGGAAGGCGACCCUGCUCAGCCAGGGGACUUGUACCUGUCCCUGCUGGACCCGAAAACCCUCGCAGAGUGCUGGCCCCCAGAUGGCUUGAUGCCUGAGAGCAGCUACUGGCAGCUCUGCCCUCCCUCCAAGUCCGGCCUGCAGGGGGGGUUGCUGAGCUCUAGUUUCCCGCCCGGCCCCUCGGCGCUGGUGCCGCCUGAUGCUCACCUGCAGGAGGGUGGCGACCCCCUGGACGGGGCCCCUUCUCAGCCGCUGCCGCAGCACCGCCCCCUGGCGCCCAGCACCUCAGCGUCCGAGCUGUCCCUCCCCGGAGCGCCGGUGCCCCCUCCAGGCCCUGGACCCCCACCCCCUCCUCCACCACCCAAACGACACUGCCGCUCGCUGUCGGUGCCCGAGGACCUGUCGCGCUGCCGCUACACGUGGCGGCCCAGUGCCUCGCGAGUCUGGACGCCCGUCAGCCGCCAGCAGUGCCACGGUGGAGCAGGGGGAGGGGUCACAGGGGGAGGGGUCGCCGGAGGGGGUGUAGGGGUGGGAGUGACAGGGGGCGGAGCCUGUCCUCUCCGCGCCCCCAGCUCCUCCCUGAACUCGUCGCUGCACUCCUCGUCCAGCCCCACCUUUUUUAGCCUCGCGCUGUCGCCGGACUCGCCACUACCGUGGAGCUUCCCCUGGGACCCCAGUGAGGCAGCGGCGGGGGGAGGAGCCUGCUGCUGCUUCUUCCCCUCCCCCUCCUCUUGCUCCUCCUCUCCCUCCCCACUUCACCCGCCCCCGCCUCCUCAGCGGCGUUUCUCCCUCUCCCCGGUGCUCAUCAGAGACUCUGCUGCCUACCUUCCUGCCCCGCCUCCAGCGCCCAGCCAAGCGGCAGCGGCGCCUCCACCUGGCUGCGUCACGACGGCGGGCGGCGUGACCGCGGGCGGCCCUGUUCCCGCCUCGCCCUCAUCGGCCUGCAGCACGCCGUCGUCUCUGCGCCGCAGCCUCCCGCCGCAGCUACCGCGCUGCCACUCGCAGCCAUGUGACCUGCUGCUCCUGAAACCGGGUCUGAAGAGACGCCGCGACCCCGACAGACCCUGCGCCCGGCCCGUCCUCGACUUCACCAAGAUGACACAGACGCGCAGCAUCGACCCGCAGUGUCUGGAGCGUGGCGGCGGCAGGCUGGCCUGCGGCGGCGACCUCUGCAUGGGCAUGGAGCCCUUCAUGGGUGACUUCCGGGGCUCCUGCUCGCCGGCCGAGUGCCUGGGCAGGACCAGCAUCGGGCCGCUGAGCGAGAGCGACGAGGAGUGCCGCGAGGACGACGAAGGAGAGGAGGAAGCAGACGAGCGUGAGGCGGCGCAGCAGGCGGUGUUCGAGCGGGACUGUACAGAGCUGGACUUGAACUUAAUAGAAGAAAACUGACGUAUUUGUAAAUGAAGGCUGUUCUCUGUU
Messenger RNA from Maylandia zebra (zebra mbuna), 2142 nucleotides. It is a transcript of the gene fam53c, whose product is annotated as family with sequence similarity 53 member C. The record is from RefSeq and is a predicted model, not a curated record. Gene Ontology annotation, cellular component: nucleus. Gene Ontology annotation, biological process: protein import into nucleus. NCBI's taxonomy places the organism in Eukaryota, Metazoa, Chordata, Actinopteri, Cichliformes, Cichlidae.